AAACAUUCCUCCGUGGAAUUCCUGCCAAGGAGUAUCAACACCAGGGGCUGGGACAGUGGUGUGGCAGAUAACCCUAAGCCAGCAGGCAGGCGCUGUAACCGGAUUUCUGCUCUGCGUUUGGAACACGGGGCACAGGUCAAUUAUGCUGGAACUAACAGAUCCUCAGUGCCUUUCCGUUCGUGUUCCAUGCGUGCAACAGGACCGCAAGGGAAUCGAUCCGCUUUCCCAACCCUUUGUUCCUCUUGGAUAUUUUCAUAUUUAUGUUCUCGCUCCUUUUCUGUUCUCGCCGGUUCUGUUCUCAGCUGCGGGCACGCAUCUUCCCCUGGCAGCGGGAUUCCCUCCCUCUGGCGUCACCCCCUCGAUGCCGGGGGCGGCCCCCCCGGGCAUUUAUUGCCCGCGCUGCCCUGGGGCUCCGCGUCCCUGCCCGAGGCUCGGAGCUGGCAGGUAGCGCAGGGCUCUGCCUGGGAGCAGCCGGGGCUUCGCUGCGCACCCGCUGAGCUGAUCCUGUGCUUCCCCUCUGCCGGGCACCGCUCUGUCCUUCGGAGAACCACAGGAACCCUGUCCCGAGUCACCUGUGAAGAAGCCAGUUUAGGGAUUCUCUUCUGUGACUAAAAGUGCUGUUCUGUUCCACAAAGUCGUGUGCGGUUCACUGCAUACAGUGCUGUCGCGGCAGCUGCACCCCUGAAUGCAUUACUGAUUGAAGCUGCUCUCCUUUUUUCUUGUACUAAAUCGUGUGAUGUUUGCUCUCUGUCCUGCAUCCACUGUGUGACGGUAGAUCCUGAAGUCCUUCCUUCGCAGAUGCUCUCAGAACAUGUCUAGCUGGACCAGCCUGUGGUACGCCUGGUUAAUCUUGCUGACGGUGUUCCUGCUCCUGUUCUGUGGGAUUGCAGCAAGCUGUAUCAGAUGCUGCUGCCGCAAGAAGAGGCCCCCGGUUGAGCCCUUCCCAAGGGCCCCUCAUGAUGUGACAGUUACGACCAUUGACAGUGACAGCACUGCCCACAGCACAGUGACCUCAUACAGCUCGUUCCAGUACCCUCCGAGUGCCCCAAUUCCUUCAAUAUUUGUGGAUAUGGAUAAGAACGCUGUCUCCCCUCCUGCUUACAGUCUCUAUGCAAUGGAGCUGCCACCUUCUUAUGAGGAAGCUGUCCAGAUGGGUAAACAAUACACUGAAGCAGCACAGAUAAGCCAGAAACUCGACGACACCCCUGGGCAGGGGACACUGGGUGGGCUGGAUCCCAUCCAGUAUUCACCUGAUACAACCAACGGAGAUCCAGCAGCACAGGCAAAGUCACAAAAUUUAGAAGGUGGAACACAAGAACAGGCCCAUCUCUGACUCAUUUCCGAUGGGGAGUAAAGGAAGGGAAGGAUUUUAAGAGCUAAAGAAGAUAUGAAGAGUUGGUUUUAUAGGCAGGUUAUGAUGGAAAAUUUUUCCUCUCGUGCCCUUGUCAUGAUCUGUCAGCUAGAAAAGAUGUUUUCUGUGACUGCUAGAAUCUCCUGGGAAAGCUGCUUCAAGGAUCUGAAAUGAAGUGAAAGGGCAGUUUAAAAAUGCCUGUUAAAGUGGGACACGAAUGCUUGUUCAUCCUCUGAUUAAAAGAAAUAUUCCUCAUGUCCAGCAUACGGCAAUAAAGGGGUCAGGGGAAUGUCAUCUUCUUGGGAAUACAUGAAGAGUCAGAACAGUCCUGACAGCAAGCUGGUGUUCCGGAACAGAAGCUUCCCAAGCUGGAGCUGGAAGGGGAAUCCUAGCAAGUCACACUGAAUAGCUGCUGUCGUUUCUCUUUUGAGAACAUUCACUGUCCAGAAAAUCGCUGGAGUGUGAAUUGCUCCGUGCUGGCACACACUCCCUAAAUGGCAGGAAGGUGGCAAACAAGGACAGGAAGGCAUGUGGAGGGAAACACACUCCGUUAUGUUUCACCACUAGAGACCCGGAAUGAGAUAUGAGAAAAGAUACUUUUGGUUUGUUGGUCAUGAGAACUGAAGGGAUUGAGUUUGAGGGUUUUUAAAUCUUUAAACCUCUGUUUUCAAGGUGAGCUGGCUUGUGGGUGGGAUCCUUCUACUACUUAUUUUGCCAGUUAAAGUACAAAUUCAUCUCAAAGAGACGCACACAUGGUUAAGUAUUACUAAUGUGUUACAAAUAUUCAUUGAGUAUGUCAGAGGUGCCUUUAUAACUUGUUAUCUGCUCAGGUGUCAGGGUCUCAGUUGGUAACAGAAAAGAAAAAUCAAAGAUUCCUGGCAGUUUUCACCAGUUUGGUACAUAGACAGAGCUCAGUGCAGGAUGAUAUGAAGCACACUCUAGCUCUGCCAUCUCAGAUAAGUUAUAAAUACAAAAUACCAUAGUACAGGCUGGGCGAUAGUCCAGAGAAAGUUCUCUUUAGGGAUGAUCCUUCAUGAAGUACUGAUAGGAAAGAGAACUGCUGUGCAUCAUUGCAAGGCUGGGAGCUUGAGUGGAUCGCAGCGGCUUCAGCCCAGGCAGAAAUGUGGGCCGAGUGGCCUUUUAUUGAAUGACAGCUCUUUCCCUUUCUUGCCCCUCCCAUAUUCCAAAUAGUAUGAAUUUUGUCCAUUCCUGAGUGGUGAUUUUCUUUGAAUUGACUUUAGCAAGGUGCUGAUUUAGCUGCCUUUGGGUGGUUCGAUGUGUUUGAUGUACUAUCUACAAUACAAGAGCGUGAAAGAAAUCAUGAGCUUUAGGUGCUGUUAAUGAAUAUAACCCGAAGUGUCAGUGCUAGGUCAGAGUUCGUGUUGGCUGCCCUGCAACCGAAAAAAUGACUGAUGGGCUUCAUUUUGGGGGAAGGUGCUUUGGUAGCUGUGGAAGGGGGCUACCUUCUGCAGAUAUUUAGGUGUCUGACGCUACUAAGCAGUAGCAGUGGUGGCCACAAAAUUUUGCACAGCUUUUAGAAGACUCUUCUCUGACAACCAAAGGACUACCCUGAAAAUGAGCACUAAUGAUUUAAAACCGAAGCUCUCCCUGCCAGCCAGCAGACUCAGUCUAGAAUCCGUUACACAUUCACUUACGUGUGAGCUGUUCCUGAGUCCAGCUCCCUAGAGAAGAGUUGGUUCUAUAUUUAGCUUGCGUAUAGCUUGCUUUGAGGGCUGCAGGGAGAGAUGGGCUUAACAAAUCUGCUUCUCUUCUUUCUCUUCUCUGUCAUUCAUAAUUAUAAUUCUGUUUUAUUCUCUCCUCUGCCUUCUUUUCCUGUGUCGAGAUGGAAGUAGGCACAGCCCAGCCUUACUAUUCAGGUGUCUCUGAUGGAAGAACAGUAGAUGCCCAGCCCUGGGUGUCUCGAAGUCACAAAUUCAGCAGGUGUAUUUUUAUUUAUUGAGCUUCUCCAUCAGGAUAGAGCUCAGAAACAAACCUGUGCUUUUCCAAAGAAGAAAUGGCUGUUGGAGGGAAGCGACUGAGCGCUUCCUCACUAAUAGAAAGAGGAAUGUAGCACCAGUCGAAUGAAAAAGCAGUGAGUGACACAAGAGGGCAGUCCUUCGCUUGUCAGCGUGUUGCCGCCUGUCACCGCCGGGAGCAGCUCCGGGAGGGCCGAGCGGAGCUCUCGGGGUUGCGAGAGGCGAGGGCGCUUCCAGGACUCGGGUUUGCCGAGUUCCUCAGCGAUUACUCUGCAGUGCAAGGCCUGAGCUCGCUUGAGAGCAUGGAGGAAUGAUCACAACGGUUUGACAUCCCAUCCCUUCAUGCUUUAGCUUGCACAAAGCUUCUGCCUGCCGAGCUGGCAGGAGACUGCCAGCCGAUCUGCAAGAAGGUCCAUUUCCACUCGGUUAUGGGCCCAUAGUUCGAAUUGCGAGACCCCAUUCCAGACCCUAAAGCCCUGUGGAGCCGGUACAAGUCAGAUCUGACUCCACCACCACCUGGAUCAGGAGAAAAGCCUGUCUCCCUCUGGGUCCUUCUGUGGGCAGCGUGGCCGGGUUCGGCUUGCCCUGCAGCUGAUUGCAUGCUGCCGCCAGGCAUUAUCCAGACUAACAAAGAACUGGACUUGUCUCUCCUUUAUGAAAGAGCAGAAUGGGCAAAGAGGGGGUAACACUGAAGGGGCCGAGUUUCCAUGUGUGCCCAGGUGCUUGCCUUGUAAGGUGGUUCAUUAAUUCAAACAGGAACUAUUUGUAAACAUAAGCUACUGACCUCCCCACCCUGCAGGAAUACAGAAUUUUCUUUGUACACCAAAAGCAGCUCAGUUUGCUCCUCACAAUGUUUUCAGUAGUGAGGUCUCAGCCCUUUAUCAAAACCACUGACUCCUCACAGAAAGCUGAUAAUCAAAGGUGUCCUUGAUCUCUGUCUCUGAGGAGGCCUUUUACCCCCACAACUGUUCGUUAGUUACAUCUCCACUGCACAGGUUUCUGCAGCUCUAUGGCAUUGCAGCUCUGCUCCUCCAGACAGAAAGAUCAUAACUAGGGAAUUUACAAAUUCCAUUUAAAUUCCUGCAGCAAAGAGCUCUCUUUCCAUCUUGAGGGCAGUUUAUAUUUGUGUAGAAAGACCAGUUAGUUCAUCAAGCAGAAUCACUGUUGCCUGUGGGAACACAGUGAAAGAAAAUGACCCCUUAACGAACUAACAUCAGAUGAAAGAAUGAAAAGGGCCUUCUCCUGAAUCCUGGUCUACACAAGCAACAGCUUGAAAAUGUUGCUCCCAGGUGCUUUACAUAACCCUAAACAGCAGGAUGUCCAAUGGAAAAGCAUCUCCAUUGAUCACCUGGAUCUUUUCUGUUUAAUUGAGCAAGUCAGAGCAAGACAGAGCUCCUCCUUGUUAAUGUCUCUAAAAAUAGGCUCAGUAGGCAGCUUCCUCUCAAUGCGUUUUUACAUAAUGAGAAGGGAACUAUGAGCUUCUCACCCCAUGAUGUGGUAAGUCCAAAUGAACUCCUUUGUUUUGACUGAUGUUUUAAAACUUAUUAACCAAGUCUAGAGAUGUGGAAUGAAGAUUAAUGCUCUGCCUUCAUAUCUGCUGAUGGUUUUUGUAAAAGUUUUUCUUCUGACUUUUGGUUUGUGUUCUGCAGAGCUCUGUUGGCCUCCUGGUGCGGGGUCUGACUUUGUAGUCCUAGAAAACUGUUGGGUUUGCUCCCAGCCUAGCUAGACAUAGAGUUCCUUUGUGUUUAUUCUACUGAGCAUGUAAAAGGGGAAGGACCAUUCUUAAGCUUUGCUUGUUCUUACUGGGUAUGACUAUGGGGUCCCUGGUGGUGUCAGUGAAAGCGUUUGGGCUGCAGAUGGUUGGUUUGCCUUUAGGUUUGGAUUCUGCGCUAUUAAAGUCAGAAGAAACAAAAUGAGACUCUGCUGUAGAAAAGGAGCCAGUUUACAUUCAGGUUUAUUCCUCUUGAGCACGUCUGCAUUUCCUCCAGUAUUUCCAAACAGGUAUGAUGUCUCGAUUUCUGGUCAGAAAUCAUGGGCAGCGUUGCUGUAGGCUCCAUAAGAGCCAUCAAAUGGCAUCCAGAGGAGGGCGGAUAUCUGUGAGAAGUGAAGCGACCCCCAUGGAUGUAUUUCUUACAGCCAGUUUUUAAAGAACUCUGAAGUUUCAAAAUAAGACACAACAACUGAUGCUGUUUUAGUGCUACAGGCAUCUAAACUGUGACUGUCUAAACUGAAAGCCUUCCAUGAGAAGCAUGCUAUCCCUGACAGUAGCGUAGAACAGCCUCUUGGGAAGAUCCAGGCUAUUUCCACUCAUAAAGAAUUAAUCUAUACACUUUUUCUCCUCAAAAAUGCUUAAAUAAUUAAAUAGGUUUUUUUUUUUUUAAAAAAAAAUAAAGGUUUUCUACAACAGAGAAGUGAAUUUAAAUGGAUAGAUUAAAAAAAAAUCGCUUUCUAAUAAGGUGGUCAUUCAUGCGUGCCUGAAUAAUUCUAAAUGGAUGUAUUUUUAAAUUAGGUAAAUAACCAAACAGGACUUCACUUAUUGGCAGAUCUGGUCAGGGUUCCACUGAACUCAUGUCUCUCGCAGCUGUGUAUCACAGCUUUUCAUACAAGUCUCAUGCCAUUUGUGUAAAAAAUGCAAUGUGACAGGCCCAGAAAGAAGCUGCAGGCGUUAGUGUGGUGCAGCAAAGACGUGCUCACGAUUUACUCUUAGUUUGAUCAGGUCUCUCCUGCCUGUUGUAGGAGGGCCCUGGGAAACGUGAACUCCUGUCAACACCGCUAUUGAAGCAAUUCCCCCUUAUAACGCUAAAGGUGCUGCCCUCUGGUAAGGAAAUUGCUCGCAGCUCCUGUGCUGUUGCCAUGAGCUCUGUUUAGAAGCCCCUUAAGUGUCCUCCAUCGAGUCACUUCCUCUCUUAAACUCUAUUUUUCCCCAGCCUGUCGGUCCAGUGCUUAAGAUCUAUGGUCUCUGGUGCAGGAAAUUCUCCCCCAGUGCUGCUGUAGUGGGAAUCCGCUCAUAGAAGAUCCUCUGCGGGUUCCGAUAGUAACAACUGUUGGGGAGGAGGAAAAACACUGAAACCCCUUUGAGUUUCUUAAGCAGUGGAAGAAAUGGAGCCUGAUUGUCUAGAUUUCUAAAUAUUACAGCAAAGUUCCUUAACAUUUAAGAAUAUGUAACCUUCAGUGGAAGCUUUCCUUACAGUUCCCUUUCUUGUGUGUACUCUGGUGUAUUAAAAGAUCUCUUGUCUCUACCGAGCUCCUGGUUUCAUGAAACGUUUAGAAGCUUCGUGUCUCUGAAACCUCCAGUUCUCUAUCACCUCGCUUGAAACUGCUCAGUGGAUUCAGAAAUUAUUAGCUGGAAUGUGGAGUGUUGAAGGAGAGGAGGCAGGACACAGAUUUGAUGAUUACAAAGCCUCUCUUCAUAAGAAACCGGGUUUAAAAAGACCAUCGAGAAGGUUCUAAGUUCAGCUGGAUGGAGGAGCUAAGAGUCCUAAUUUGUAAGUCUAGCCCUUUCCACCAUCGCUAGAUCCUCUCAAGUCCGAUUAUAUCCACAUAAGCUUUGUGACAUCUCGAAGCAAAAAGCCCCUCUCUGUAAUUAUGCAAAGUGUAUUUUUAAUUGUGACUUGAAUUUGGUGUUUGUCUGGCACUGUUAACAUGCAAUUAUUCUUCUCUCUUUCUCUAAAAUGUUUGUUUUGCCAGUUAUUUCCUGUUGUCAUUUGCUGGCUGUGCUGGAGAGAUGAACUGCUGGAGAAGCUGGAGCUUGCAUGGCUGUCAGCGUGCAGUUCUGUCUCUCUCCACUCACAUGCACUCAUGAGCACUUGUGCUUAGAACAAAAAUGCAGACUUGGAAGUAAAUUGCCUCAAUAAUUCAUAGGCUUUAUAGCCCAGAGCAAUUUAUACCUUGGCUCUGUCAUGAAAUUCAGGUUGCAAAUCCCUUUAUAGCCGAGCUCAUUCACAGUGUAAGUAAAGCGGUACAUCUAUAAUGGCUUCUAUAACAGAUGCAUUAUAACUUUUUGAGAGUAUUAAGUGGUAAACCUGCAGCAUCCAGAGUGGAGCAUCAGCAGGGCCUGGAGACUGUAAAAGUCUUUUUGCCUUGCAGUUGCCUUUGUCUGCCUUGCUGCCCCCAAAUAGCUUGGAAGAGGGUUUGGUUGGUUUGUUUUCAAACUGCAUUUCAACGUGACAAGAUGCAGUUUUUGAGGGAAAGGCAUCCCUGGGGUCACGCUGAUGGGUGGGACACAGACACCUGCAAAACCUGCUCACAUAUGGAAUAAAAUAGCUCUCACAAAAACCACUUUCCAGAUUCUUGCUUUUAGCUGUUUCUUGGUUCUGAUUCUGAUCACCUUUACCAGCUGGAACUAUUUCUGCUCAGGGAGAUGUUUACUAACUUUUUUGCAAAUAACAGAGGUUCUUUCCUUUACCCACAACUGAAAUUCAAACUGUGAGUGAAGCCUUUGAAUCGUAUUCAGAGCAGAUGAUGAAAACAAAGUAUCACAGGGGAAUUGUGCUGUAUUAAAAUGGAGAAGGUGAUCAAUUUUUAAUGAACUAUUGCAUCCUAGGGUUAAAUCGAAUGCAGAAAAUAAAGCUUAGGUGCAAACCCGCAUCACUGGGAAAACAUUUUUUUCUAGUCAGUCAAAAUGUAGACCACAAAAUGCCGGAGCUUUUUACCUUACUGGAGAGAAAAGGAGGCUGUAGAAAAGAGUUACUCACUUUUUGUGUUUAAUCUUUACUCACUUUUUUACCCUGCUUUCCCAAGUAGCUCAAAAAGGAAAUGAAGAAGAGCCUGAUGUUGAGCUCCGUGUGCAUUUUCUCUUUCCAUGGUAACAGUUCAUGCAUAAGCCAUUUCCUUCCCACAAGUGAGGAAGUACAACCCCGAGGUCAAAGUAGUGACCUGGAAAACCCAGCUUGGCUCCUUGUUCUGCCACAGGCUUCCCAUACGGCCCUGGGAACGUCACCUGGUGUGCGCUCACUGCCUCUCCUGCCCUGCAGAACAGAAACUGUAGCGCUACCUUAUCUUGUAAAGAAUUUUGAGGAGAAAUAUAUUGAGCGUGGGCUGCACUGUCAUAACGCAAUACAGAUACGCAGUCAGAGCACAAUGAACUUAUCCUGAGCUUUGUGUCCCACACAGAAAACCUCCCUACUCCCUCCUCCUCUUAAGGAGAAGAAGAGAAGAAAGUCAGGCAAAACAAUGUGAGGUUUAGCAAUAGCCUCUGGCUGUUGGAUACCUAAUCCAGGCAUUGUUACAACAUUCCUAACUAGAGGAAGAAACAGAGGGGAGAGGAAUUUAAGACAGGCUCAGGAUCAGUGUGCGAUGCCCAGUAAGGUGAUGGUAGGAGUCCUGUGAUGCACCUUAUCUUACCAGAUCGCAGACCUCCUGGGGAUCGAAUGUCCUGAGAUACCACCUUGUGUGUAAACAUGAAAAAGAAGAACGCUACUUUUUGUCGGUUUGUACAAGCACUUAAUUAUUCUCACUUGAAUUUCUCUGAAAUUCUGAAAUUUGCUGAAAGUCAGCCUUUGCUCUGUAAUCUUUUGCUCUAGUUCAGAAAUCUGCUUUCCACCCUCCCCACGCUUAGCAGAUCAAACGAGGCCAGAAGCUUUGUCAGGUCCAAGAAUGCUGGCAAGAGAUGCCCUCCUUCCCACCCCUGCCCAGGCCGAGGGGCUGCUCCUCUCGGCAGCUGGCGGUGGGCUGUGGAGACAGCUCUUCUGCACUGCCCGUAAGGGCCCUUCAGCUCUUUUUAAAGGCAAUACUAUUACAUUAUGUUCAUGGCCUUCUGGUUAACUAGUUAAACGCAGCGGGUG
This is a messenger RNA of Cuculus canorus (common cuckoo), 9110 nucleotides long. It is a transcript of the gene TMEM52, whose product is annotated as transmembrane protein 52. Bases 812 to 1333 code for a protein of 173 amino acids. NCBI's taxonomy places the organism in Eukaryota, Metazoa, Chordata, Aves, Cuculiformes, Cuculidae. The transcript has 5 exons. The record is from RefSeq and is a predicted model, not a curated record.